Eremomyces bilateralis CBS 781.70 is the source of this 1051-nucleotide messenger RNA. RefSeq lists its product as uncharacterized. The transcript has a single exon. Bases 259 to 789 code for a protein of 176 amino acids. NCBI's taxonomy places the organism in Eukaryota, Fungi, Ascomycota, Dothideomycetes, Eremomycetales, Eremomycetaceae. The record is from RefSeq and is a predicted model, not a curated record.
CUGUGCAGGUUGGGCAUGUACGUAGUACGGAUUCCCAUGGCAAUUCCGUGAUUUUAAGGUUCCAAGCUCCGAACCCGACGGAUUUUGAACGAGCGUGGACUCGCACAAGUCUCCCGGGCGAUGUGAAAGCGUAAUGGGAUUCGUACAAGCUCCACGGAAUCCGUGUAAAACUCGCCUCCAGCAGAUCACGAUAGGCGGAGCAACCGACUACAGUACAAGACCAACAAGUACCUUUGUUGUAGUCGCUGGUCGCUCUGCAUGUCGAUGCAUGAUGCUGCAACAUCUGCUGCGUACUGCAGGCUCGGCGCUUCGCCGACCAGUUCCCGAACCACACUCGCUUUCGGAUCUACCAUAGCGAUGCUGGAUAUCGCAGAUCCUUAUACCCGGGAGGAAGUUGAAAAGUUCUUCUCUCCAGAUCAUCGGGCUCAUUUGCGAGCUCUUCUGCACAGCCGAGAUUUUGAGGCACGAUAUUGGAUCUUCCAAGUUCAAAACCUACAUCCUGUUCAAUUCGGAUUGGUGGCUUCCCCUUGGGUUUCCGAGUUCCUUGUCAGAGGCUGGCUUCAUCUGUACAAGGGAUUCGGUCACAUUCAGUCCCAUCAUUGGCGUUCUUGGGUGCGAUUCCAAGCGGAACAGAAGAAGGAAGAGAUUACCGAAGCCAGAAACCUCGUGCAUCGUUGCCAUGUUCCUAAGUUUGGUCCUUUACUACCGAAUAUUUCUUCCACGUUGAUGAAAGUUCGGUUCUCCGCUUACCUUGGUUGUGGAAAGCGAAAUUCCUUCCGCCGAGAGUAAAACGAGUCCGAAGAGGUCAGUUGCCAUCCUUGAUGCCAUGCCCGCCAUGAACGCCACAGGGAAACGCGAAAUUGGAUCCGUUCUACUGGCUCAUAAAACUCGGUUCAGGACUUCAAUCAGUAGUAGAACUGCCACUUCUCCUUUUCUCAAACCUUCCAGAGUAAGGGCGUCGUCAGGGAGAUCUCCCUUCCAGCCUUCCAAGUUCCAGCCUUGUUACUACCAGCCGUCCAGUAAUUACGAAUCAUCUCCCCCGUGAGCACGU